This is a messenger RNA of Manis javanica (Malayan pangolin), 1485 nucleotides long. It is a transcript of the gene KRT18, whose product is annotated as keratin 18. Lineage: Eukaryota; Metazoa; Chordata; Mammalia; Pholidota; Manidae. Gene Ontology annotation, biological process: intermediate filament cytoskeleton organization. The record is from RefSeq and is a predicted model, not a curated record. Gene Ontology annotation, cellular component: keratin filament; cytoskeleton. Gene Ontology annotation, molecular function: structural molecule activity.
CCGCGGCGACAGCGGGGGCGGGACGGGGCCCUGCCCGCAGGUCCCAACCUCCUCCCUAGGCGAUAUAACCUGAGUCCGACCUGCCACUCUCCACGGCUUGAACCUGAGCCCUAGCCUCUCGCCUUCCUCCGGAACAGCAUGAGCUUCACCACCCACUCCACCUUCACCACCAACUACCGGUCCCUAGGCUCGGUGCAGUCACCUAGCCAUCGGGUCAGGCCAGUCAGCAGCGCAGCCAGCGUCUAUGCAGGCGCUGGGGGCUCAGGCUCCCGGAUCUCUGUGUCCCGCCCCACCAGCUUCCGCGGACCAGCCGUCGGGAUGGCCAGGGGUCUGGCGGGCAUAGGGAGCGUCCAGGGCGAGAAGGAGACCAUGCAAGCCCUGAAUGACCGCCUGGCCUCCUACCUGGAGAGAGUGAGGAACCUGGAGGCUGACAAUCAGAAACUGGAGCUUAAAAUCCGGCAACACCUGGAGAAGAAGGGGCCCCAGGUCAGAGACUGGGGGCAUUACUUCAAGACCAUUGAGGAGCUGAGGGCUCAGAUCUUUGCAAAUUCUGUGGACAACGCCCAAAUUGUUCUGCAGAUUGACAAUGCCCGUCUUGCUGCUGAUGACUUCAGAGUCAAGUAUGAGACAGAGCUGGCCAUGCGCCAGUCUGUGGAGAGUGACAUCCAUGGGCUCCGCAAAGUCAUUGAUGACACCAAUAUCACACGGCUGCAGCUGGAGACGGAGAUCGAGGCUCUGAAGGAGGAGUUGAUCUUCAUGAAGAAGAAUCACGAGGAGGAAGUAAAGGGUCUCCAAAACCAGAUUGCCAACUCUGGGCUGACCGUGGAGCUGGAUGCCGCCAAAUCUCAGGAUCUCGGCAAGAUCAUGGCAGACAUCCGGGCCCAGUAUGACCAGCUGGCUCAGAAGAACCGAGAGGAGCUGGACAAGUACUGGUCUCAGCAGAUUGAGGAGAGCACCACAAUGGUCACCUCGCAGACGGCUGAGAUAGGAGAGGCUGAGACAACACUCAAGGAGCUGAGACGGACGGCCCAGUCCUUGGAGAUCAACCUGGACUCAAUGAGAAAUAUGAAAGCCAGCUUUGAGAACAGCCUAAUGGAGGUAGAAGCCCACUAUGCCCUGCAGAUGGAGCAACUCAACGGGGUCCUGCUGCAUCUGGAAUCGGAGCUGGCCCAGACCCGGGCAGAGGGGCAGCGCCAGGCCCAGGAGUACGAGGCCCUGCUGAAUAUCAAGGUCAAGCUGGAGGCUGAGAUCGCCACCUACCGUCGCCUGCUAGAAGAUGGGGAGGGCUUCAAUCUUGAUGAUGCCCUGGACGCCAGCAACUCCAUGCAGACCCUUCAAAAGACCACCACCCGCAGGAUUGUGGAUGGCAAAGUAGUGUCUGAGACCAACGACACCAAAGGUCUCAGGCGCUGAGGCAGCAGAAGCAGGGCACCCUUUGGGGAGCAGCAGGAAGCCAAUAAAAAGUUCAGAGGUCAUUGAACAUCA